Anopheles cruzii is the source of this 909-nucleotide messenger RNA. Its product is annotated as trypsin-3-like. The transcript is spliced from 2 exons. Lineage: Eukaryota; Metazoa; Arthropoda; Insecta; Diptera; Culicidae. The coding region runs from base 1 to 909 and encodes 302 amino acids. Gene Ontology annotation, biological process: proteolysis. The record is from RefSeq and is a predicted model, not a curated record. Gene Ontology annotation, molecular function: serine-type endopeptidase activity.
AUGAGUGAAGAGUAUCGAAAUCAGAGGUGCGACGCAACGGUCAGCGCGCGGAUCGUUGGUGGCCGGAAUGCGCGGUUCGGAGACGCCCAGUUCGUGGUGUCGUUGCGGAACCUGCCGCACGAGCAGCGCUACGGUUUCGGAUCGGGUCUGUUCUGCGGUGGCUCACUGAUUAACACCCGCCUGGUGCUGACCGCAGCCCAUUGCCUCGCCGCGAGGAAACCCGCCGACGUGGGCGUUGUGGCCGGCGUGCUGAACCGCUACGAUCGAUCGGCCCAGCGGAUGCAGUUCCGCCAGGUGCGCAGCGUGCUGCUGCACCCGGACUGGAAUCCGCAAACCUUUCGGGCCGAUAUUGGUUUGGUGGCCGUCCGAAGUCCGUUCGUGUUUGUGGUCGCGGUGAAAAAUAUCCGUGCCAUUGGGUUGCCCUCGGCCGAACCACAAGAAGGCCAACGCUGCACCAUCUACGGCUGGGGCCGAACGGAAGACGCCAAUAAGCGGUCCGGGGCGGUCUGCCUGCAGAAGGCGGAUGUGACCGUGCUGGAGCUGGACCGCUGUAACCGGUCCGUUAGCCCGCUCAUAACCGUUCCGGAGGGCGCACUUUGCGCCGGCAGUUUCGAUGGGCUCGUUGACUCUUGCCAAGGCGAUUCGGGUGGGCCCCUGGUGUGCAAUACGGUGGUCACCGGCAUCGUCAGCUUCGGGUGGCACUGCGGGUGGCGCCAUUUUCCCGGCGUGUACACCGACGUGUUCCGGUACCGCCAGUGGCUUGAGGAGUCCAGUGCGACGGACCCGAAAACAUGGUUCGCGGACGCCACAAGGCUCCAGGCUCCGUGGCACACCGGUUGGGUGGCCACCGGUGGUGCAUUAAUCAUCUGUUUCGCCCACUCGGAGACGUUCCGUGCCAAUCAUCUUUAG